GGUAGGUUCAGCGUACCAUUUCCCCAACCAAUUUCGCAUACCAGCAAAUAUGGAUCUCCUCCUCCUGGAGAAGACUCUUCUGGCCCUGUUCUUCGCUGCGGUUCUGGCCACUGUCAUCUCCAAACUCCGAGGCAAGCGCUUCAAACUCCCACCCGGACCCAUCCCCGUACCCGUAUUUGGAAACUGGCUCCAAGUCGGCGAUGACUUGAACCACCGUAACCUCACCGACUUGGCCAAAAAGUUCGGGGACAUACUUUUACUCCGAAUGGGGCAGCGCAAUCUGGUGGUGGUGUCUUCGCCGGAUUUGGCAAAGGAGGUUCUCCACACGCAGGGAGUGGAGUUCGGGUCCAGAACUCGGAACGUGGUGUUCGACAUCUUCACGGGUAAGGGACAGGACAUGGUGUUUACGGUGUACGGAGAACACUGGCGGAAGAUGCGAAGGAUCAUGACGGUGCCUUUUUUCACGAACAAGGUGGUGCAGCAGUACAGGUACGGGUGGGAGGAAGAGGCGGCACGCGUGGUGGAGGAUGUAAAGAAGAACCCGGAGGCGGCGACGAGUGGGAUCGUGUUGAGAAAGCGGUUGCAGCUGAUGAUGUACAACAACAUGUACAGGAUCAUGUUCGACAGCAGGUUCGAGAGCGAAGAUGAUCCAUUGUUUGUGAGGCUCAAGGCUUUGAACGGGGAAAGAAGCAGAUUAGCUCAGAGCUUCGAUUACAAUUAUGGGGAUUUCAUUCCCAUCCUCAGACCAUUCCUGAGAGGCUACUUGAAGAUCUGUAAGGAGGUCAAAGAGCGACGGUUGCAGCUCUUCAAGGACCAUUUUGUUGAGGAUAGAAAGAAAAUGGCGAGCACUAAAAGUAUGAGCAACGAAGGAUUGAAAUGCGCCAUCGAUCAUAUAUUGGAUGCUCAGCAGAAAGGGGAGAUCAAUGAAGACAACGUUCUUUACAUUGUAGAAAAUAUCAACGUUGCUGCAAUUGAAACCACACUAUGGUCGAUCGAGUGGGCAAUUGCGGAACUGGUAAACCACCCCCGCAUCCAGAAGAAGCUUCGGGAUGAACUGGACUCCGUGCUGGGAGUGGGGCACCAAAUCACCGAGCCUGACACCCACAAGCUUCCCUACCUCCAGGCUGUAAUCAAGGAGACUCUGAGGCUCCGCAUGGCUAUCCCUCUCCUGGUGCCACACAUGAACCUCCACGAUGCAAAGCUGGGGGGUUACGACAUUCGAGCGGAGAGCAAAAUAUUGGUGAACGCGUGGUGGCUGGCGAACAAUCCUGCUCACUGGAAGAAUCCGGAAGAGUUCAGGCCAGAGAGGUUUUUCGAAGAGGAGUCAAAGGUGGAGGCCAACGGGAAUGACUUCCGGUACCUACCAUUCGGUGUUGGAAGGAGGAGCUGCCCCGGAAUCAUCCUGGCACUUCCCAUCCUAGGUAUAACCGUUGGUCGUCUGGUGCAGAACUUUGAACUGCUGCCUCCACCAGGACAAUCCAAGGUGGAUACCGCAGAGAAGGGAGGCCAAUUCAGUUUGCAUAUUUUGAAGCAUUCCACUAUUGUUGCAAAGCCAAGGUCCUUUUAAUUACCUAUUGUACUACUUCCUCCCACUAUAUUUAAGUUUGUGAUCAGGAAGACAGACUUUGCACGAAUAUUAAUUUUGAAAGCAAAAUUAAUGAUCCAUGGGUGUGAGUAAUUAAUUAAUUAAAUUGUGAUGAAUUGAGAAUUCAUUUGAUCAUUCAAUUAGGUAAAUAAGUUUGUUGUAGUAUGUACAUUCAGAUACUACAGUAGCUAUACAUACUACUCCUGCUAGGCUACUCCUAUAUAUAUAUAUAUGUACUACCACACAAUAAAUCUUUGAUACUAAA
Rubroshorea leprosula is the source of this 1850-nucleotide messenger RNA. NCBI's taxonomy places the organism in Eukaryota, Viridiplantae, Streptophyta, Magnoliopsida, Malvales, Dipterocarpaceae. The record is from the annotation of a GenBank genome assembly.